AUGCUGCGCAACUCAAUUGCGCCGUCCCGAGGACUGGGCUCGUUGGCCCGGCACAGGCUCACCACAUCCGGACGAAACCUCAUAACCAAGAGGAGCUACAUUAAAGGUAAAAGCGCCGUCUGGCCUUCUGGGAGGUCAAUUGCCAGUGUACUGCCAGCCCGAAAAACCUCAUGUGCCACAUUUACUACCAGCGCAACCUGUGGGAAUGAGCAAAGUAUUCGAUCACCGCCAUCCCCAUCUUCUGCCUCAGCUAUAUCGCCCGAAGGUAUUUCGAAACCAGCCUCUUCUUCACCUGCUGGCCAGACUUCUCCUGUCUCCUCGGUAAACCCGCCUGAGCCCCCGAAGGCUCAGACCGGCGCUCCUCCACCUCCACCUCCACCUCCACCUCCUGCUCCUAAGGCCAAGGGAAGAUUCGGCAGGUCACUGCUGUACCUUGUUCUCACGGCUGGAGUUGCCUAUGCCGGGGGAGUGUGGUUUUCUCUCAGAUCCGAUAACUUCCAUGACUUCUUUACCGAGUAUGUUCCCUACGGCGAGGAGGCUGUAUUGUACUUCGAGGAACUUGAUUUCCGCCGUCGUUUCCCCAAUGCUACCCGGCAUAUCAACACUCGUCCCGCAGCUCCCCGCGACGAAGGCGUAAAAGUGACUAUACCCAGCAAGAGCGGUGUUUCAUGGAAGGUCGCUGAGAAUGACGGUACCAGUGAUGUAACUCACAAGGGAAAACAUAUGAGUGCCGUGGAUGCUGAAGUUCCUCGUGCCAGUGGAGAUGCAAAGUCUACGACAAAUAAACCCAUUACCGAGGACAAGAACGACUCUGAAAAGACCGUUUCGAAGAAGGAAGAAAGCAAGGAAAGAAUCCCUGUUACAGAAACUAAGAAAUCGACCGUUUCACUUGAUGAGCCAAGGAAGCCAGCAGUUGCUACUGUCGCAAGCAUUGAGCCAUUGGCAGCCCUACAAGAUGACCCGAUCAUCCAGGAAUUGACCAAGAUUGUCAAUGGACUUAUUGCUGUUAUAAACGCGGAUGAGUCUGCUUCUAAGCUUGCUGCUCCUAUUGCAAAGGCAAAGGAUGACUUCCUGAAGCUCGGAGAGCAAAUUUCCAGUAUCAAGAAGGAGGCACAUGCUGCAGCUCAGGAGGAAAUCCAGAAUGCUCACAAGGAGUUUGAGCGCUCUGCUACUGAACUUGUUCGACGAAUCGAUGAGGUUCGCUCAGAAGAGGCCGCUGAAUACCGUGAAGAAUUUGAGACAGAACGCGAGAAGCUCGCGAACUCUUACCAGGAAAAGAUUAAGACCGAGAUUGAGCGAGCCAACGCAGUUGCUGAGCAGCGACUUCGAAAUGAGCUAGUUGAACAGGCCAUCGAGUUGAACCGCAAGUUCCUUAGUGACGUUGACACGCUGGUUGAAAAAGAGCGUCAAGGCCGCUUUAGCAAGCUCUCUGAGCUAUCGGCUCAGGUUGCCGAACUUGAAAAGCUAACUGCAGGAUGGAACGACGUUAUUGGUGCCAACCUGACUACCCAGCAGCUUCAAGUCGCUGUUGAUGCUGUCCACAGUGCCCUUGAGAGUGAGAGCAUGCCUAGGCCAUUCAUCAACGAACUUCUUGCGGUUAAGAGCCUUGCUGGCCAAGAUCCAAUUGUCAAUGCCGCUAUUUCCUCGAUAAACCCCACUGCCUAUCAGCGUGGAAUUCCAUCUACUGCCCAGAUAAUUGAUCGAUUCAGACGAGUUGCCAACGAAGUCCGCAAGGCAAGUCUCCUCCCUGAGGAUGCGGGAGUAGCCAGUCACGCUACUAGCUACCUGAUGAGCAAGGUCAUGUUCAAGAAAGAAGCGUCCUCCAGCGGAGAUGACGUUGAGAGCAUACUCACCCGCACAGAGAAGCUCCUUGAACAAGGAAACCUCGACGACGCGGCUCGUGAGAUGAAUGCCCUUCGCGGAUGGUCGAAACUGCUAAGUAAGGAUUGGCUGGCGGAUGUAAGAAGAGUUCUGGAAGUUAGACAAGCCCUGGAGGUCAUUGAAACCGAAGCCCGUCUUAAGUGCCUCCAGGUCGAGAGCUUGGGACACUAG
Messenger RNA from Trichophyton rubrum CBS 118892, 2052 nucleotides. RefSeq lists its product as uncharacterized. The transcript has 3 exons. Gene Ontology annotation, cellular component: MICOS complex. Bases 1 to 2052 code for a protein of 683 amino acids. The record is from RefSeq and is a predicted model, not a curated record. Gene Ontology annotation, biological process: cristae formation. Lineage: Eukaryota; Fungi; Ascomycota; Eurotiomycetes; Onygenales; Arthrodermataceae.